AUGUCGGCAACUCAGAAAAUCGCAGUGCACUCGCUGCCAGAUCUCAAGAGCACAACAGACGAUGCCCUCCCCAAUUACCUCAACAGCCUCAAGUUCAAGCAAAUCCACACAAGCACCGACAUACGAUUAGUCCUCGGCUACACAGCCGUCACCAUCGCAGGCGCCCUCUUCUACUACGACUGGAAAUUCGGCUGGGAAGCCAGCAAGCCCUUCACUCUCCCCGCCGUAGUCGCCUACUUCGUGCUCAACAGCAUCUUCACCUACUGGCUCUGGUUUGUAGAAAAGGGCCUCGUGUACGAGGGCGAGGGCAAAACAGGCAAGCUUCGAAUAUCGUCGUGGACAAAGAAACACAUUCCCAUCUACGAAUGCGACGUCGUAUUCACACCUGCCCCGUACGCUUCGAAUCCUAAGCAGACGCUGCAUAUUCGCGCGCCAAUGACGCGCUGGUUCACAGAAGAUGGUUACUUUGUUGCAAAGCCUUUCCAGCAGUGGCUCGCGUCGGAGAUCCCGGUCGUUGGCGCUGCGGACCCGAAUAAUGUGGUUGAGGAGAUUGGUAGGGGAAGUGCGAAUAUGGACACGACAUUGAACCUGAACAGCUCCAAUGCCGUUGACAUUCUGCAGCAGCUCAAGGCUAGCGGGGCCAAAUUCGCGAGCGGCGAGGCCCAGAGACGGAGGUAG
Bipolaris zeicola 26-R-13 is the source of this 678-nucleotide messenger RNA. RefSeq lists its product as uncharacterized. Bases 1 to 678 code for a protein of 225 amino acids. Lineage: Eukaryota; Fungi; Ascomycota; Dothideomycetes; Pleosporales; Pleosporaceae. The transcript is spliced from 3 exons. The record is from RefSeq and is a predicted model, not a curated record. Gene Ontology annotation, biological process: protein targeting to ER. Gene Ontology annotation, cellular component: signal peptidase complex; membrane.